Messenger RNA from Melampsora larici-populina 98AG31, 1293 nucleotides. RefSeq lists its product as uncharacterized. The coding region runs from base 1 to 1293 and encodes 430 amino acids. Lineage: Eukaryota; Fungi; Basidiomycota; Pucciniomycetes; Pucciniales; Melampsoraceae. The transcript has 2 exons. The record is from RefSeq and is a predicted model, not a curated record.
AUGAAAAGCACGCAUGAUGCUUUUGUUUCAUCUGAUACUUUUGUGUCAAAGGCCGUCACAUAUGGCCUUGUGCAUCAGUUAUCUGGCGAGCACCUAAACCAACUUUCAAAGAGACAUAAAGGUCACCGCAAGGGACACAAACACCACCAUCAUCGCUCACGCCCGGGUCGUAGGCGUAGACACAGAAAACAUCGGCACCAUCGCCACCAUAGGCACCCUCACAGGCACAGACGAAAGAAACAUCACAGAGGACAUCGUUCUUGUAGUCACAAGCACAAAGGUAGAUGUUCUCGACAUCAUAAACAUAGGCAUGGGCAUGGGCAUAAACAUAGGCAUGGGCAUGGGCAUCAUAAACAUAGGCAUGGGCAUGGGCAUCAUAAACAUAGGCAUGGGCAUGGGCAUCAUAAACAUAGACAUGGGCAUGGGCAUCAUAAACAUAGGCAUGGGCAUGGGCAUCAUAAACAUAGACAUGGGCAUGGGCAUCAUAAACAUGGUUCUGGCCACCGUAGGAAACAUGGAGGUGGUGGAGGUUUUGGAUCAUUUGGAGGUGGUGGAGGUUUUGGAUCAUUUGGAGGUGGUGGAGGUUUUGGAUCAUUUGGAGGUGGUGGUUGGGGAGGAGAUGAAUUUUUUGGAUUCGGAGGAGGAGCUGGGGGAGGAGCCGAUUUUUUUGGAUUCGGAGAAGGAGCUGGUACAGGAUUUGAAAAUUUUGUAGGAGGUGGUGGGGGAGGUGGUGGGGCAGGAGUUGGAUCUUUUGGAUUCAGAAAAGGUGAAGAUGAAUACAACGACAGUGGUUUUGAGGAGUUUGGAAUUGGAGUUAAUGGAUUUGGUGGCUCUACUGGUGGUAUGGGCAUUGAUGAUGAUGAUGAAUUGGGUAUGAUUAUCCUAGGCAGUGGUGGUUCUGACGGAUUCGACAAAGACGAUGAAUUCGACGAAAGUGAUGAUGAAUUUGGAUUUUCUGGUGCAUUCCGUCAAAAGGAGCUUGGUUCUGGUGCACCAGGUCUCGAUGGGUUCGGUAGUAGAUUCAUUCCUGUCUUGGGCAAACUUGAUGGCCAGGGGGGUGGCUUUUUCCUGAUGUUAUUUGGAAGUUACGAAAGCCUCGUGGAAUUCCUUAUGAGAAUCAAACAAGGGAUCCCAGCUAUCAACAUUAUUGAACAGAAAAAUUUGACAAUCAACAGCAAGCCGGAAAACGAGGAAAGCAUGCAUAUGAUGACAAAAGACAAGAUGUCAGGUGAGCUGGAUGCACAUGCGACUCAAGGAGGUGGUGGAUGUCCAGCGGGAUUCGAGUGCCAAUAG